ACAGGGUCCAGCUGGAGAGACCAGGAUCACCAGUGCCCAGCUGUGUGUCCAUGAAGAGUGACGAGUCAAUGGAGCCUCCAAUGCAGUUCAGAGGUGGAGCCCUUGACACUAACCCCAGGGUCAAGCUGGACAGGCCAGGUUCACUAGUGCCCAGCUGUGUGUCCAUGAAGAGUGACGGGUCAAUGGACACACCAAUGCAGUUCAGAGGUGGAGCCCUUGACACUAACCCCAGGGUCAAGCUGGACAGGCCAGGAUCACCAGUGCCCAGCUGUGUGUCCAUGAAGAGUGGUGGGUCAAUGGAGCCACCAAUGCAGUUCAGAGGUGGAGCCCUUGACACUAACCCCAGGGUCAAGCUGGACAGGCCAGGAUCACCAGUGCCCAGCUGUGUGUCCAUGAAGAGUGAUGGGUCAAUGGAGCCACCAAUGCAGUUCAGAGGUGGAGCCCUUGACACUAACCCCAGGUCUGCUGGGCAAGGAGAUGUGUCCUGUGAUUUCUGCACUGACAAGAAGAUGAGAGCUGUGAAAUACUGUCAUGUCUGCCCAGCCUCCUACUGUGAGAUACAUGUCCGACAGCACUACACGGUCCCAGCCCUGCAGAAACACAGACUGGUGGACAUCAGUGGAGACCAGGAGCCCAGACUGUGUCAGCAGCACCACAGAGCUCUGGAGGUGUUCUGUAAGACUGACCAGACUCUCAUCUGCAGUCUGUGUUCAGUGCAGGAACACAUGGGCCAUGACACCAUCUUUAAGUCAGAAGAGCGACAGACACAGGAUGUGGGAAGAGCUGUGAGUGACCUUACAGAUGAUCUUGAGAAUUUCCACACAGGAGGAUUUCAGGAGACUGACCAAACAG
Molecule: messenger RNA, 852 nt
Organism: Lepisosteus oculatus (spotted gar)
Lineage: Eukaryota; Metazoa; Chordata; Actinopteri; Semionotiformes; Lepisosteidae
Source: RefSeq, a predicted model, not a curated record